This is a messenger RNA of Phanerochaete carnosa HHB-10118-sp, 596 nucleotides long. RefSeq lists its product as uncharacterized. The record is from RefSeq and is a predicted model, not a curated record. NCBI's taxonomy places the organism in Eukaryota, Fungi, Basidiomycota, Agaricomycetes, Polyporales, Phanerochaetaceae. The transcript is spliced from 5 exons. Bases 63 to 596 code for a protein of 177 amino acids.
CUUUGUACACAGCUUCUCUGCUUUAUUGUUAUCUUCUCUUACACAUUUAAUCUCGUUCCGCAAUGCCUCGCUUUGUGUCGGUCGCUCCCUUCUUCCUCUUCGCACUUCCCCUUGCAUUUGCCACCCCCAUUGCCACUAGAGACUCUAGUAAUGGUUCCAAUGCAUCCGACAAUGAUGUUCAGGCGUACUUGAGCGCUCACAACUCGGUUCGCGAACAACAUGGCGCUGCAGCUUUGACUUGGAACAACGAACUCGCCGCCAAGGCUCAACAGUGGGCGGACGGCUGCAUAUUCCAGCAUUCCGGCGGGACCCUGGGACCUUUCGGAGAGAAUCUCGCUGCUGGAACUGGCAGCAGUUUCGGUAUCGCUAGUGCUGUUGGGUCUUGGGCAAGCGAAGCUUCCCAAUACAAUCCGAGCAACCCUGUGGCGUCCCACUUCACCCAGAUGGUUUGGAAGGCUACCACUGAGCUUGGAUGUGCCGAGCAACAGUGCAACGGCAUCUUUUCCGCGAGCUUCGGGCCCGCAAGCUACUUCGUCUGCGAAUAUUCUGUUCAGGGCAAUGUGAUUGGACAGUUUGCACAAAACGUGCAAGCUUAG